GUUUGUGCUCUGCUUGUCCAAGCCUGUCAGCUGGUUCACCUUGAUCAGGAACAUCUUGUCAUCAAAGUUUGUCAGCUUAUCCAUCACUUGCUUAACAGAUUUCAGGUGAUGGUUGAUGAGCAGAACCUGAAUUUUCUUCUCUCCUACUGCAUCUCUGCUCUUAAGCAGUGCAGCUCUUGGACACAUGUUGAAAUUCUGCAAGCCUUGGCAGCUCUUGUUUACAACAACGGACCUAAGUGUCAGAAGUACCUCCCGGAUUUGCUGGGCAAGACUGGGCUGUUGGUGCAGUUCAGUGAUCCUGCUCAGCCAGACGUGGAGCUCAGGAGGGCAGCGGUACGCGGCAUGGCAAACCUGUGUCUCAGUGUGCCUGGACAGCCAUACUUGGAUGAGUCCUACAGAAGUGUCUGUUUUCAAACUUUUCUAAGUGUUCUGCAGUCUUCUAAAACCUCUGACGUAGAUGACAUCACUUUUUGCAUGUUACUGCAAAAUGCACUGAAAGGUAUCCAGUCACUUCUAAAUGGUGGGAAGAUGAAACUAAUGCAGACUGACCAAAUUGGAUCUCUUCUUGCAGUAUUGAAGAAAUGUAUGUUCCAUGGGCUGCCAGGACUGAGCAUCGAGAUGCCAGCAGCCUUGUACCCAGCUCCGUUACCUCAGUACGAUAAAAGGUCGCCCGUCAAACAGGAACCAUCGGAACCAGCUGCUUGUAAGCAGGCAGGGAACCGAAGAAAAAAGUCCAAAGGGAAACAAAAGAAGGGAGAGUGUGGGGAGGAAGGAAAAGAUCUGGGUGAUGGGGGAAAUGAAUCAGUUCUUGGAGCAGACCUGCGGAAGUUACACUUGGGGGAUGUGCAGAACAGUCCUUGCUCGGAUCCCCGGACUCGUGCAUCGGGUGUGGCGUGCGUGCCUGCUGGAAAGGAUCCCUUGUCUUCACAUUGUAGCAGUUGGAAAAGAAUCAGCAGCAGUGAGUCGGAAUAUUCUGAUGCUGAAGGUGGAAUGCAGAGCAAAACGAGAUCUUAUCAAGCCAAUGUUCGUCAAGGGGCUCUAGCCUGUUUCCUGUCUGCUGUAAAAUCAAUAGAAAAAAGAAUUCUUUAUGGCUACUGGUCAGCGUUUGUUCCUGAUGCACCUGGUAUUGGCAGCCCCCAGUCAGUGUCCUUGAUGACUAUUGCUUUGAAGGACCCUUCUCCAAAGACCCGUGCCUGUGCUCUUCAAGUUCUUUCAGCCAUCCUGGAAGGUUCUAAGCAGUUUCUUUCUGUAGCUGAAGACGCUAAUGAUCACAAGAGAGCUUUUACUCCCUUCUCUGUAACUAUUGCUUCUAGCAUCCGGGAGCUGCACCGCUGCCUGCUGCUAGCCCUGGUGGCAGAAUCCUCUUCUCAAACACUGACACAAAUAGUCAAGUGCCUCGCAAAUUUGGUUUCAAAUGCACCAUACAGCCGUUUAAAACCUGGGUUGCUGACAAGAGUUUGGAACCAGAUAAAGCCAUACAUUUCUCAUAAAGAUGUGAACGUUCGCGUUUCUAGCCUCACAUUAUUAGGGGCUAUAGUAUCUGUCCAAGCACCUUUACCAGAGGUGCAGUUGCUUUUGCAACAGCCCAGUUCUUCAGGGCUAAACAGCAGUGGUAGCACAACCCCUCACCGUUCAAGUUCUUCUGAGCAGUGGAGAAAAGCACUCCCCUCGGAAGGGGAGCCUCCAGAUAAUCCAUCAGGAUGUACGUCUUCAGAACCAUGCUGGCUUCUCCGUCUCUGUGUUUCCAUCAUCAUUCUGCCCAGAGAGGAUUCCUGUUCUGACAGCGAUGCCAACUUUCCAGCAUUUUCCAGCAUUUACGAGCCGUGUCCCCUUCGACUGGAGUCCUUGCAGGUGUUGGCUCUUCUUGUAAAGGGUUAUUUCUGCAUGGCUCAGAGCUAUUUCCUAGAACUUGGAGAAGUGGCUUGCAGAUGCAUGGAAGAAAUGGAUCCAUCCAUUCAGCUCCAUGGAGCCAAACUUCUGGAGGAGCUGGGCACAGGUGUACUGCAGCAGUACAAACCCGAUUCAGCCGUUGCCCCUGAUCAGAGAGUGCCUGUCAGUGUGGUUGUAACUUUCUGGACGAUGAUGUUGAAUGGCCCCUUACCUGGCACUCUUCAGAACUCGCCGCACGCGACUCUUCAGACCAGCGCCUGUGAUGCCCUGUCCUCCAUCUUGCCAGAAGCUUUCAGCAGCCUGCAGAGUGACCAGCAGGUACUGUGUGUCACACUGCUGCUCGGCCUGAACCACAGCGAGAACCCCCUGGUGAAAGCCGCUGCCGCGCGCGCGCUUGGAGUCUACAUCCUCUUCUCUUGCCUUCGGCAGGAUGUGAUGUUUGUGGCAGACACGGCGAACGCUAUUCUGAAUUCCCUCCAUGACAAGUCUCCCAACGUCCGUGCCAAAGCAGCCUGGUCCCUGGGCAAUCUGACAGACACUCUGAUCAUCAACAUGGAAACGAUGGGACAAAGUUUUCAAGAGGAAUUUUCUGAUCUGCUGCUAUUGAAAAUGUUACGGUCUGCGACUGAAGCAUCCAAGGACAGAGACAAGGUAAAGAGCAAUGCAGUCCGGGCCCUUGGAAACGUGCUUCAUUUCCUUCAGCCGUAUCACAUAGCAAACCCCAGGUUCAGGGAAGCCAUCGAGGAAUCUCUUCAGGCCCUUGUUUCCACUGUGGAGAGCGAGGCCACGAUGAAAGUGCGCUGGAAUGCUUGUUACGCGCUGGGGAAUGUGUUUAAGAACCCUGCCUUGCCACUCGGAGAGGCUGCUUGGACCGCGCAAGCAUACAGUGCACUUUCCUCAGUAGUGAAGUCCUGCAAGAAUUUUAAAGUCCGGAUCAAAUCAGCCAUGGCCCUCUCCAUCCCUAGCAAGAGGGAAUGCUAUGGCUCCACUGAGCAGUUCUGCCAAAUCUGGAGUGCCUUGGUGGUAGCCUUGCAGAAGAGUGAAGACACUGAGGACUUCCUGGAAUUCAAGUACAGUGCCAGCCUCAGGACGCAGAUCUGCCAGGCUCUGCUUCAUUUGUUAAGUCUGGCAAAGAGCACAGACCUGCCAGUCAUCAGGGACACCAUAACGGCAAACGGGGAUGCAAUCAAAUCCUAUGUCUUGCAAUAUCUGAAAUGUGGAGCUGAAGAAGGAAUGCACACGGACUCGGGCGAGAGGGAGAGAGUAUUAAAAGGAGCUAUCGAACAUCUCAGUGGGAUGGAGAAACAGCUGGGGGGCAAAGCUAGGGUCCGAGUGGCUGUUUAUCUGGAAGAUGUCCUGGCCAACCAUGCCAAUGCCACGGAAUUAACAGAGGCUUAG
Tauraco erythrolophus (red-crested turaco) is the source of this 3288-nucleotide messenger RNA. The record is from RefSeq and is a predicted model, not a curated record. NCBI's taxonomy places the organism in Eukaryota, Metazoa, Chordata, Aves, Musophagiformes, Musophagidae.